Molecule: messenger RNA, 798 nt
Organism: Fusarium fujikuroi IMI 58289
Lineage: Eukaryota; Fungi; Ascomycota; Sordariomycetes; Hypocreales; Nectriaceae
Exons: 5
Coding region: 1-798 (265 amino acids)
Source: RefSeq, a predicted model, not a curated record
AUGGCUGCAAAUGCUGCUUCACUCUUGACCAAUGUCUUUGGCCAGAAGACCGACAUUGGGAAGAUUGUCCAGAACUUUGACUUUAGUCAGAUCAAUGUUCGGGACUCAAAGUCAGAUGACUAUCUGCAUACAGAUCUCGCGCCGUCUUUUGGCAAAGAUGGACAGGAUCUCAAAGAAUCUAUGAGGGCAAUCGAUGAUCGACUUAAGAUUAUGGUUGCUGCAACAAUGAUGACUCUCGCCCGCCAGAAUGACAAGAGCUGGGAUGCUGUUGUGAGGACUAUGAUGCAGAAUGAAAUAGCUAUGCCCGAUGGCGAAGGUAUUGCACGUUCUGAUACACUUGUGAGGAAUAGCUUGAAUGAUUUCAAGUUUGAUGGCGGGCCUGAUGCAAGCAUUGUUAGGGAGGUUCAAACUUGGUUUAAUCGCUUAGUGUCUGAUCCUGAUGUUCUCAACAGCACCAAGAUUGAUAUCAAUGUCUUGGCGAAGAUAGUUGCUCAAACCGGGGCAACAGUCGAUAGCUUUGAAAGCUUCUUCGCCAAGGAGGAGCACCAUGAACAGACCUUGAUUGAUAUUGGCGUACUCCGCUUCCCUGACAUUGACCACCCAUACUUCAAGCUAUACAGAAUCAAAUUGGUUGCCUGGUCGGAUUCGCGCCGUAUUAUGUUUCAUUCAGAGGACAAGAAUGGAAUUACUGGAGAAUACAAUUGUCGAGUUUUUCGACCACGGGCCAGUGUUAUCGAUUGUUUGACUCAAGCUGCGCAUGCUAAGGCUGUUGCUACUUUUGAUGCCAUGUUUUCUUAG